Bursaphelenchus okinawaensis is the source of this 3346-nucleotide messenger RNA. NCBI's taxonomy places the organism in Eukaryota, Metazoa, Nematoda, Chromadorea, Rhabditida, Aphelenchoididae. The record is from the annotation of a GenBank genome assembly.
AUGCAAGAAAAUGAGGGAUCUAUAUUGUCGCCGAUGGAAGCGACAGAAGGGAUGUUAAAGAUGGUUCAUGGCAUUUCAGUAACACAGGAAUUACCGUUCCGACCGGCCGUGCCGGUAUUUAAAAGUCGUUUUGAUACAGAUGUCACGCCGAUAUCGCCAAACGGUAGGAAGCUGGGUAUGUUAGGUAGAUUAACAAGUUGUUGUUGUGUGCACGGGUGAAUUGAGGUUGUGGUAGUUGUACAUUGUUCUAGUGGGUUUUUAUAAGGUCUUUAAAAGUUUGCAAGGUUUUGUUUUAGUUGUAGAUAUUAUUUAUGGCUAUUUUAGUCUUUUAAUGACAUGGGUAAUAUGUUUAUUGAAAAAUCGUUAGAUUCUAUGGUUAUUGUAGUUUUUGGCACAGAAAUCACUUUUUUCUAUAUUGCACACAAGCACCGUUUAACAUAUAAAUGAUAUUUACCGUUACAGCAGCUGAAGCGGCAAAACGCGCCAACAAACUUAUGUCAUCACCAAAUAACAUUUCCCUGUAUGAUCACGACGGUCAAGAAAACAAAUUUCCGUUGAGUGUACAAGAAGAAAAAGCGAAGAAACAUUUGGCCAAAGAUCCAAAAACCGGUCUUACUAUUGAAACUGUUAAACGACGAGAUUUACGGCACAGAUUCGAGCGCAUGUUAUCAUCAGAUGGUUUAGAGUAUAGAAUUAAUCAAGUAAGUCUUUAAAAUUGGUUUUUCUGUGUUUAGGUAGGAAAGAUGUUUAACAUCAACUAUAUUGGAACGUAUAUAUGGGUGUAUUGGCGUAGCCUUUCGUAAAUGGUUUGGUUAUGUUGAGUAUGGUCGAUAUUUUUCACGUUUGUUGUUAAACAUGAUGAUUUGAGCCAUAGUGGUGUUAUAAUCUUUAUUUUUAACACCACAUGUUUCUCUUGAUCAUGUUUAACAUAAAAUACGUUUAUAUUAAUCAUACUCAACAUAUCAUGGUUGGUUUUAUCGUGCUGUACUACGACAUGACUAUUAUAAUCAUGGUUAAUAAGCUGUAACUGUUAUAAUCAUGUUCAACAUGCCAUAACUCUACUAUAGCUUCAGCUAUAACUUAUAUCAACUAUAACUUGAGUUCUCUUUACCCAUUUCUUUCUAAUGCUCUUAAUAAUCAUGUUAUUUUAGUAUUUUCAGCUACCUCACCUCACGAAUAUACAAUUAGCGGGUCUAAUGCGACGAAGCCGGAACAGAUCGGAGUUUACCGACAUGUCAGAUGAAGUUUGGUCUCAUAUCUUUGAUGAGAAGCGGCGCUACGAAGAUCGGACAGGAGAAUUCGACACAGUAAUGACCAGAGACUUUGCCAAACGACUGUCGAUAAUGCAAAACGAUGAUAGGAGCGAGAAGACGGAUUCAGAGCCCGACAUGGAUCCUGACGAUGACGUAAGGCUGGACCAUUCGGGUAGCCCGGUGUUUGAAGAGAUUGAGAAUCUAGAGGAGGAAACGUGGGUUUUAACUAUGAUUAUUUUUAUGUUAUAUUGAAAAGUUUAUUAGUUACAUUUUUGGAAUAUAUCCUAUAUAUUAAUACUAACAUUUAAACUUACAGUCUUUCUUUGCAAUCUAUAAUUUUAGUAAAGACGCACAUGAACAACUAUAUAGGUUUUUUGAAUAUCUUGAAACGAGACGACAACUAAUGGAAGAAGAGAAAUGGUUGGCGUUACAGAUCAAAAUGUUGUCGGAAAAACGGGAACUGCUUAAAGGUUCUGGUGUUCUUGUAAGUAUUUUCAUUAGUUUUUAAUUUUUAGGUAACAAAUAUAAUAAUUAGCCAUGUUUAUAAUAAUGGGUAUAGGUUAUCAAUGAUGUUAAAGAAAAUUAGUGGUUAACGAAAUUUUGCUACUAAAAGACGCAUUUUAUCUUAAUGUUCAUAUGUUGGUUUUAAAAAGAUUUUACUUUAACUUUUGAUAAAAUACCUCGAUUAUUGCAGAACAACGAACCACAUAUCGUUUUUGGAAGACCUCAAAUUGAUAAUGAUGUGACACAACGUUGUGCACGAUGCGUACCGCUUAUCGCAUAUAAGAAACGUCCUAUUAUCCGAGUGCCUUUGGUCAAAGAUGUCGAACAUGAUAUUAAAAUAAUGAGCCAAUAUUGUAGGUUUUUUGCUGUUUUUAUAGCUUUUUCUCUAUAACUUGUUGGUUAUUUUUAAAAUGCUGUUUGUAGGUUUUCUGUUUUUAAAUAUUGAAUUUUUCAGUGGGCCAAGAUUGCUCAAUAGUAGAUGAUUUCCUAUACAAUAUAGCGACAGGAUUAGAUGAUGAACUAGACGAGUGAGUUUUAAAUUUGUUAAAUAAGUCUAAAUGAUUCAAACGAAGAUGCUAUACUCCAUGUUUUAGAUUCCACAUGCCCCUAGGCGAACGCAGCCGUGACAGACCUAGAAAACCUGGCACAAAAUCGACAGAAAAAACCCUAGCCCGUGCUCGAGCACGCUAUCAUGCUAAACGAGCACUAGAAGUCCUAACUGGUAGCGACAAACGGAAUGUAGGUAGACCAAAGAAACUGAGUGAAGCUAAACCAGCACGAAACUCGAAGAAUAACACACCGGUGGCGAGGAAAAAGACUAGUCAAGUGGAGGGAAGAACGGAAACGCAGAAGAAGAUGAGCAUGAUCAUGAACCCGGUGCUGGCGGCGGUAAGGUUUGGGAUUUUUGGGAAAUAUUCGAUUUUUUUGAAACUUCCAGUACGAUUCUUAUUAAUAACUAAGUUUUGUAAUUUAUUUAAUACUUAUAAUGUAACUUUCAGGAGAUUGAAAAAGAGACCCGUCAACUAGAAGAGAAGCUAAGUCGCCACAGCUACAAUUAUCAAGAAAUCACCAUCCCCUUAUUCAAACACUAUGACGAUUCAGUGGAGAAAGAAAGACAGACCGAACGAUCAUCUCGACGAAAUUCAAUAGACGAGCGUUGUUUAACGGUAGAAGAUGUCCUCGAGCCAAACGAAGCCAUUUUCUUUGCCAAAAUCCAUCACGGUAUCGAAUACCCACGUUUAACAGACGAAGAGAUCAAACGACGGAAGAAGGAGAAGAUCAUGCUCAUACCUGAAUAUCGACCCUUUAUUCCAGAACUAUAUGAACAUGAAAACCCGUUAUGUGACGCGUUUAAUCCGCGGAAACCGGUGGUGAAGGUCGAGAUUGACGUGGAAAAGCUGGAUCUGAAUGAUAAAGAGGAAGUGGAGGAUAAAACGGAGAGUAAAGAGGAGAAGAUUAUCAUAGACGGUGAUAGCCAAGAUAGCGCGGGUUCUGAUCCGAAUAUAGAGCUGGAUGUGAUCGGCAAAGAAGACAACUUUAACUUGUUCAAAGUCCCUCAAGUAUUACCUCUUCCGACCAGUACGACAUGA